This is a messenger RNA of Vitis riparia (riverbank grape), 2872 nucleotides long. Its product is annotated as calmodulin-binding protein 60 A. The transcript has 8 exons. NCBI's taxonomy places the organism in Eukaryota, Viridiplantae, Streptophyta, Magnoliopsida, Vitales, Vitaceae. Gene Ontology annotation, biological process: regulation of salicylic acid biosynthetic process. The record is from RefSeq and is a predicted model, not a curated record. Gene Ontology annotation, cellular component: nucleus. Bases 829 to 2511 code for a protein of 560 amino acids. Gene Ontology annotation, molecular function: calmodulin binding; DNA-binding transcription factor activity; sequence-specific DNA binding.
GAAGGGGGUGUUGUAACCCAAAAAUCCCAUUUGCCCCCAACCCCACCGACACCCAUUUCUAAAAGCAUGUUUUAUUUAUUUUGAUUUCUCCAAAAUUUGUCAGCAUGAUCACAAACAAAGUAGAUUCGGAUAAUUUCACCUAAAAGUUCGAACGGAGCCGAUCAACCAACUCAAUCCCUGUAAAUUUCUGCGCACCUUCCUCCUCAUAAUCAUUGUUUUAGCUUCCCCACCCCCAUAAUAAUGUCUUCUUCAUUUGGCCUUUUCCUCAAUCCAACACUUCACUCAAAAAUCAAAGUUUUUAUCCCAUUCAAUCCACAAUGUUUCUUAAUCGAAGUGGGUGUCCAAGGAAAAAAAGGGUCUUAUCAGUGGAAAAUCACUCUUCGAUAUCAUAAAUUGACAGCAAUUUAUUUAUAAUUUGGCACAAAUUUUAUUUAUUUUUGUUUGUUGCCAUGAAUCAUGAUGGAGUAGGGGUGUUCGUUACGUGAGAAAGAGCCAAGAGGGGGGAAGAGGAAAGGGGGAGUGGCCGUACGGUAACGGAAGGGGUGCAGUACAACGGGCCAAUAUGGGUGACUCACUGACUCAGAGAAGAGGACAAGGAGGGGGGUUGGACCCACAAGUGAAGAGUCGAGGACGCGCUUUCCAUGGACCCCACUAGGGUCGUGGCUCUUACAACUCUGGGCUUCAACCCACCUCUCUAGGUUCUGGUUCUUUUUCUCUGUUCUGGUUUGCAGCCAAACCAAGAUUACCCACUUUCUAAGGAAUUUCACCGCGAAGCAUCUUGCUAAGACGCAGCCAAAUUCAGAUAUGGGUUGAUAGGAGAGUUGGAUAAUGUCGCAGAAGCGCCACGCCGAGGAUGGGAAGGCUCGAUCGGAGGGGGGUUGUCCCGAGGAUAAGAAGAGAAAGGUUCCUAGUUUGAAAAAUGCAAUUCUGGAAGUAAUGAAGAUGCAGUCAUCGGUCCAGCAUUUGAUGGAGCCGAUUCUGGAGCCUUUGAUUCGUAAAGUGGUAAAAGAGGAAGUUGAAACGGCUCUGAGAAAGCAUUUAAGCAAUAUGAAGCGGAAUUUCGAGAAGGAGUUACAUCCUUUUGAAUCAAGAAGCUUACAAUUACAAUUCUCAAAUGCUCUCUCUCUUCCAGUAUUCACUGGUACUCGAAUUGAAGGGGAAGAAUGCUCUUCCAUUCAAGUUGCUUUAGUUGAUGGUCUUACUGGGGAAGUUGUUAAGUCUGGGCCUGAAUCCUCAGCAAGGGUUGAAAUAGUAGUCCUUGAGGGAGAUUUUGAUGGUGAUGAAGGAGACAAUUGGACACUUGAAGAGUUUAAGAAUAACAUUGUUAGAGAAAGGGAAGGAAAGAAACCCCUACUUACAGGGGAUGCAUUUUUAAAUCUUAAAGAUGGCGUUGGUUUUGUUAGUGAGAUCUCCUUUACUGAUAAUUCAAGCUGGACAAGAAGCCGGAAGUUCAGGCUAGGGGCAAGAGUUGUGGAUAACUCUGAUGGAACUAGAAUACGAGAAGCAAAGACAGAAUCAUUCAUUGUCAGGGAUCACCGGGGAGAAUUGUACAAGAAGCACCACCCUCCAUCUCUGAUGGACGAAGUGUGGCGAUUAGAGAAGAUUGGCAAAGAUGGAGCUUUCCACAAGCGUUUGAGUAGGGAAAGCAUCACUACUGUAAAGGAUUUUCUGACUCUACUCUAUUUAGACUCACCAAGGCUCCGAAAUAUCCUUGGCACAGGUAUGUCAACUAAGAUGUGGGAAGUCACUGUGGAACAUGCUCGGACGUGUGUAAUUGAUAAGAGGAUUUAUAUGUACUGUCCUCCUGGCCCUCAGCAAAAAUCUGGUGUGGUUUUCAAUACUGUGGGACAACUGAUGGGGCUGCUUUCAGAAUGCCAGUACAUUCCCAAUGAUAAGCUGUCUGAAACUGAAAAGGUUGAGGCCCAUAACUUGAUCAGUACUGCAUUUAAACGCUGGGGAGAAGUUGUCUCUUUUGAGGAUGAGAGCUCUCUUACGGGUGGUUCUUCACAUUUAACAGACGUUCAUCACCCAAGCUCACCCAGAACGGAGAGUUCAAAUGGCAGCAAAUUUCUGACUUCUCACAACAUUGGUGGAUUUGAUUAUCCACAUCCUAGUGCCCCAUCCCCAGAUAUGAUUCCCUAUAGUUUGGAUGAUUAUCCCUUGCACACCAUUGACAAUAUGGAUCUUAGAUAUGAUCAGGCCUUAAGUUUCCCAGGCCAAGUGACCAGCUCAAUGAUCUGUGAUACAGAGUCCAUGACUCAGGCUUUCUGUGAUGAUAAUCAUCUGGGAUUUUUUGAUGACCUUCAAUCACAAACCAAACCACAGUCCCAUCUACAGAGUGCUGUCAAUGGCGAUCUACACAGUGCUGUCAGUGGUUUUCUCAUCACUCGUUCUGCAACAAUUGAAGCACAAAGGAGGUGGAGAAUGCUAGUAACCGUCAUGAAGUUUUCAAUAUGUAUGAAUGUGGCUUUGAAGAAGACCCACCUUCGAGCUAUGCACAGAUACAGUUGAUGGGCUGUUGGAAUAAACGGUUUGGAUCACCAUUACAAAUAUGGUGGUACAGUGUUUGCUGCCCGGCUGAGCUUUGUGCACAGUUGUAGCGUGAGACAAUUUGGAAACCUUAUUUUGAUGUGUAGAUAUGCAGCCAGUCUAGAAAGGUGAUAGUUCCGCUAGAUGGAAGUUAGAAGAUGCAUAUUUCUUUUCAGUUUAAGUUGUGAAUAGGUAGAUGUUUUUCACAGAGAAGGUCUCUGCUUGUGGAUACUUCAGUAGAAGCUCAAAAAACUGAACCACAAUGCUUAAAAUUCACUAGCUUUCAUGCUGGAUCAUCUUUUUUGUAUGGAAGCGUUUACUUAAUAAAUGCUACUUUUCAAUA